CCCUGUCCUGAUCAUCAGUGUCACCAUCACUGCCGCUGCCCGUGAACGUUUUUUCCGCGGAGUUUGAAUGAAAUGUGACGACUUCCGAGUAUUUUUCUGUCUUUUUUUCUUUGUUUGUUUGUUUGUUUGUUUCUGUCUGGAUAAUUGACACGAGGCUGCGAGAGAUGUCAACAGCAGCUGAGUGUGUGUUUGGAGUGUAAAUGGACGACCUGUGUGCCGUGGUCCCCUGCGGCUCUGGAGAGUCAUUCCUGCGUUUUAGCGCGAGCAUCCCCGAGGAGUUUUGUGUGUCAUCGGGACCUUGAGGCACACCCACGCACACACACAUGAUGUUCAGCCACCCCCUCUCACUUUAGACCUGGCAGACCUCUAAUCUCUAAAAGAUUGAUGAGGUCCUGUUCAGGCGCAGGAGGCCUGGCACAGCCUUGAUAAGGCAGCUUUCAUUUCAGCACAUUUUAUCCCUCACUCCGCGCUCGCUGCUUUCAACACUACGAGGAGGGACCAUGACGCGCCAAGGCCUCCAGGCAAGAAGGACAGUCUCUUAAGAAACAGAAACCAUGAGAUGUUUUGGAAGUGACAGCUGUGUUUUCUUCUGUCACUCGGCCUCAGCCGCGCGGUCGCUGAGCAGGAUGCCAGCACCGGCAUGUCACUGUCAAACCUGUGGAGCUGGAGCAUAAUGAGGCUACAGAGAGACGCUCAGAGCUGAGAGCAGCUGAACACACAAAACACACCUGCACACACACAGUCGCACACUUGGAGUGUCCCACGCAGGAACAUGUGCAACAUCUCGUUCUGUAAUGUGGACAGUAAGGUGGACCAGUUCUUCCAGCCCACGCUCUACAUCAUAGUCAUCGUUCUGGGGCUGCCCACUAACUGCAUGGCCCUGUGGGCUGCCUACAUGCAGGUGCGCCAACGCAAUGAGCUCGGCAUCUACCUGAUCAACUUGUCGGUGGCUGACCUCCUCUACAUCACCACUCUUCCUCUGUGGAUCGACUACUUCCUGCAGCACGACGACUGGAUCCACGGUCAGGAGAGCUGCAAGCUGUUUGGCUUCAUCUUCUACACGAACAUCUACGUCAGCAUCGCCUUCCUCUGCUGUAUAUCGCUCGACAGAUACCUGGCCGUGGCGUACCCCUUACGCUUCACCAAGGUCAGACGAAUCAAAACGGCCAUCUUGGUCAGCACCGUGGUGUGGCUCAUUGAGAUCAUCGCCAACUCUGCUCCUCUCUUCCACGAUGAGCUCUUCCAGGAUCGCUUCAACCACACCUUCUGCUUUGAGAAGUAUCCCAUGCAGGACUGGGUGGCAGGGAUGAACCUCUACCGGACAUUUCUCGGCUUCCUUGCUCCCUGGACAGCCAUGCUGGUCGCCUACCGUGGAAUCCUAGCGGCAGUGCGCUGCAAUGUCUCAACUGAGCGUCGCGAAAAGGCCAAAAUUCAGCGGCUGGCUUUGAGUUUGAUCCUAAUUGUUUUGUUCUGCUUUGGACCGUACCACGUCCUCCUCCUCGUACGGAGUGUCAUGUUUCUAAACAAGCCGUGUGACUGUGGCUCUGAGGAGAGUUUGUUUGCGGCGUACCACGUGUCAUUGGCAAUGACCAGCCUCAACUGUGUCGCCGACCCCAUCUUGUACUGUUUCGUCAACGAGGGGGCACGGAACGACGUCGGCCGAGCCCUCUCGGCGCUGCUGCCCGUGGCCUGUCAGAAGGGCUCCUCUUCGCCUUCGCACGCUGACAUGCUGAACGCUGGUUCGGUCACCAUGGAAACGCCUCUUUCGACAAAGAGGCAGCCUUGUGUGUACGUCGAUGGUGGCAAGACAAGCAGCUACAAGACCGAGCUGGUGGCUCUGAAGGAGGAGUGUCUACAGAUGACCAUUCUCAGUGUGAGGAAGUGACUUCCACGCUGGAACCAGCAGCAGCACGUCCUAACACAUCGGAUGCUUUUGUUCUGACUAAAAUCAGAUGCAUUGACCAAGGCCAGUACUGUGCAAAGGUCUUAGGCCACCAUUAGAUCUGUCCGUGCUAUAAUGACCGUACAACAAAUAUUUGCUGUGAAAAAUAUCUAUUACACCAGGUUUAAUCAAGACAUGCUUGAUCAUUACAUACAAAUGUUGUGUGAGUUAAUGUCAUUCACAGCGUGAUAAUAUAUAAAGUCCAACUUUCAGUCACAUCAUUCCAAUCCAAAUGCCAAUGAUCACAGAAUUUGACAGACAUGAAAACAACAGAGAGGCUGGUGUAUGGCGCUAUGCAUAAGCAUUGCAAUUGGAUAUCUUUACCACUAGAGGAGCAAAAAGGUGUGCAGGUGUCACCUACGGACAAUCGGAGGGUUUUUAUCCCGGAUUGAUUUGCCGCUGAUUUGGUUUAAAUUCUGUCAUACUGAGCAACUCGUGCCAUAUUGUGCACGACUGGUCUGUGUGCUCAUGUUAUCGUGUCAACAUACUACUCUAUGUCAUCAUUAAUUCCAGAGUAGCUGACGAGAAAUAAGACUCACACAGUGUCAGACUCAAAGAGGGUUUUCAUCGGGUGGUGAUGUUAACACGAAAGGUUACACCAAAGUCCUUAGGAUUCAGGAUUCUGUGGCCACGUUUUUUAAACCACUCCAUUUAGAUGCUGAACUCGUGUUGUGCUGGAGUAGCAGAGCGACUAAUGAGCUGAUAAUCCCACUGAUAGUCAACACACUUGGAUAUUUGGACUAUUUAUUGCCAUGCCAGGAGCCAUUUAGGCCACAUGGAUAUUUAAAUGGAGUUAUUUAAACAGACGCCCUCUGUGUGGGUGAGUGUGAAGACACCUUUGGAUUCAGACAUUUUGGACAACAUGCAAAGUGCAGGUUACAGAGGCUUGAAACCCCAAAAGUGCCACUUUGAAAUAUGAAAGUAAAGUCGAGGGGAAGUGAAAAAAUAAAUAAAAGUACGUCGCUGGUCCAAAACAUUUUUAUUGCUUGUUGAAAAUGUCUUUACCAUUUUGUUAAUUUUUAAAGGAAACAGUGAAGCCGUAUGAAGUACCUCAGCUUAUAAACUGUGACAGAAAGAAAGCUAAUACUGCAAGUGUGUUUCUUUUUUUUAUUGUGAGCCAUGUUUUUUUGUCUUUCUUAUUAUGACGGAAAAUAAAAAAAAUAAUCAAUCUGAACUCUGACAAUUUGAACAGUCCUGCUUGAUUCAGUCAACACUGCUGUUGGCUGCUAAGUAAUAUCAUAUAAGAAAAGCAGUAGCUUUGGCAGUAUUCAAAGUAACAUCUGUUGUUUUGAGCCCUUCCCAUCCCGAGAGCCUCGUAUACCUCGGCUCUGUCACGUCCCUCGACAUGGCCUGACAGACUUACAAGGUCUUGUUCCAUGUCUGAAAGAGACGCAGCGGGCUUUCACUUGACCCCAAUGUAAACCUGGAGAAUUGAAAUGCUCAGAGCAGAGAUGCAGUAAAAUACGAUUCAGAAUAUGAGAUUAAGGUUAGGGCCUAGACAAGGAAUGAGGUUAGGGUUAGGAUGAAUAUUAAGGUUACUGUCGUGACCUAUAUUAAAUCAUAAAUUAUUAGAUAUAGAUGAUGCUUUUGGAAUGUGAAUUGCCCGUUUGUUUUUAACAAAAACAAAUCAAAUCAAAGCAAGAAUGUCCCACUGUUUGUGUGUCAGGUUAUCUCGUUCUUUAUGUGAAUAUAAAUAAGAAAUUGCCAUAGCCUGCCAUGGGACUGGGGAACUAUAUGAAUAAAACGAAUAAAAGAUUGAGAAACAAAUCACAUGCUGUGUUUAUUUUACAAUGUGUGUCACUACACUAUUAUGAAUUUCCCUUCCAAGGUGACAGCCAACAAAAGCAACCAAAGAGCAAUUAAGGUUAAGUGUGAGAUUUAGUGGCAUCUCCAGGUGAAGUUGCAAGCAACUGGUCUUUCUAAACCUGUAGGAGAGAGCAUCAUGGAAGGCUUCUGUCAAAACUUGUUGGUGCAACAUGGCAGACUUUGUGCCAAAGGGCUCACACACUCGAGACAUAAUCACUCCUACGAAGGCAAAGAAAACCAGACCAUUUUGAUUUUUGAUUUACAAUGAAUUGUGAAUAAAAAAAAUUCCAUAUGCUGAUAGAUGUCCCUAAAUUCUAUGCACUGGACCUUUUAGCAGCUUUUACAAGUGAAUAUACAGCACGGCUCAGACAUCUACAGGCCAAAACAGCAAUUUAAAGAUGACAGAUUGUCUUUUUCACAUUCAGAGCGUCUUUUUCACAGUUCCACCUGCCAACUGUUUCAUUUGAAAGAUGGAAAAUGUUUUAUUUGUGUUGUCUUGGCAUGAAAGCGUUACUGUGUUGAGGUACUGCUGCUCCAUGCUGUUGUUGUGCACCUGUGUGUCCGUCUCUGAGAGGAGGAGCCAGGCUUCAUCAUGUGUA
This is a messenger RNA of Solea solea (common sole), 4347 nucleotides long. RefSeq names its product G protein-coupled receptor 4 (gene gpr4). Gene Ontology annotation, molecular function: G protein-coupled receptor activity. The record is from RefSeq and is a predicted model, not a curated record. The transcript is spliced from 4 exons. Gene Ontology annotation, cellular component: membrane. Bases 773 to 1885 code for a protein of 370 amino acids. NCBI's taxonomy places the organism in Eukaryota, Metazoa, Chordata, Actinopteri, Pleuronectiformes, Soleidae. Gene Ontology annotation, biological process: G protein-coupled receptor signaling pathway.